AUGUCGGAACAAGAGAUCUCGAUGGGCGGUAAAUCUUUACAAGCACUGCCCACUGGAUACGUUUUCAAACCGACAGAUGAAGUAGUUCUAGAAUACUUGAGCAGAAAGGUCCGAGGACUCGAGCUGCCGUCCAAUGCCGUGAUCGAGAUGGAUGUAUAUGCUCGUGAACCCUGGUUGCUCAAAU
This is a messenger RNA of Ilex paraguariensis (yerba mate), 184 nucleotides long. The record is from the annotation of a GenBank genome assembly. Lineage: Eukaryota; Viridiplantae; Streptophyta; Magnoliopsida; Aquifoliales; Aquifoliaceae.